Molecule: messenger RNA, 2489 nt
Organism: Gadus macrocephalus (Pacific cod)
Lineage: Eukaryota; Metazoa; Chordata; Actinopteri; Gadiformes; Gadidae
Gene: vipr2
Product: vasoactive intestinal peptide receptor 2
Exons: 12
Coding region: 1-1170 (389 amino acids)
Biological process (GO): cell surface receptor signaling pathway; adenylate cyclase-modulating G protein-coupled receptor signaling pathway
Cellular component (GO): plasma membrane
Molecular function (GO): peptide hormone binding; vasoactive intestinal polypeptide receptor activity; G protein-coupled peptide receptor activity
Source: RefSeq, a predicted model, not a curated record
AUGCAAGCUAGCUGCUUGUGGUGUCGAGGAGUGUGGGACAACAUUGCAUGCUGGGAAGGCAGGGAGCUGGGGGAGGUGGUGACCAUCUCCUGCCCCCCCGUUCUGAGAGCCUUGUUCCAGCGCAACGGAAACAUCAGCAGGAGGUGCACGGAGGCCGGCUGGUCGGAUAUCUUUCCCAACAUAACAAGCAUCUGCGGAUCAGAACCCACACAGGAGAAGCUGGUUUUCUACAUGGUGGUCCAGACUCUAUAUACGCUCGGCCACAGUCUUUCCUUGAUCGCCCUCACCACUGGUAGCGCCAUCCUCUGUCUGUUCCGGCGGCUCCGCUGCACCAGAAACCUGAUCCACCUGAACCUGUUCCUGUCCUUCAUCCUGCGGGCGGUGGCCGUGCUGGUGAAGGACCACAUCCUGUUCUCCCACAGCUCCCAGUGCUCCCAGGAGCCCUCGCUGUUGGGCUGUAAGGCCAGCCUGGUGUUCUUCCAGUACUUCAUCAUGGCUAACUUCUACUGGCUGCUGGUGGAGGGGCUGUACCUGCACACGCUGCUCGUCGUCAUGUUCUCCGAGAACCGGCCCUUCGUCGUGUAUCUGCUCGUCGGCUGGGGUAUUCCCACCGUGUUCGUGUUCACCUGGGUCAUGACCAGAGUGCACCUUGAAGACUCAGGGUGCUGGGAAAGAAACGAAAACCCCAUCCCUAACUGGGUGAUCAACGGACCAAUAGGAGUCUCCAUAAUGGUGAACUUUGUCCUCUUCAUCAGCAUCAUUCGCAUCCUGGUCCAGAAGCUCAGGUGUCCGGAUGUUGGGGGAAACGACCAAUCACAGUACAGGCGGUUGGCUAAAUCCACUCUGCUGCUGAUCCCUUUGUUCGGGAUCCACUACGUGGUUUUCGUGUCUCCAAGCGAGUCCAUCGCAGAGGAGUACAAGAUCUUCUUUGACCUGGCCCUCGGCUCCUUCCAGGGUCUGACAGUCGCCAUCUUGUAUUGUUUCCUCAACAGUGAGGUUCAGGGGGAGCUGAGGAGGAAGUGGAGGAACAUCCACCUCAACUGUCACCUCAGGAGGAACCAGCGAUUUCCCAGAAUGCACCUCUCCCCGGACAGCUCCAAACACGCCGACCACGGGGGCCAGGACUCCCAGAACCCCUUCACCGUGCAGUCCGAGACCAGCAUCCUCUGAGCCCCAUUAGGCCCUAAUGGGGAAUGCAUGUUCCAUGUCUGUAAAUAUAAAGCCGUUGACAGUCGGAGUUCUGGACUGAACUGGUCAGCAGGUCAGGGACAAAAACGAGUUCCACUCCUGUAGUUGCGAUUGGAGACCAGAACGCCCAGGAGAUGUGUUCAUAAGCUGAGAAAAGUAGUUCCCUUAGUCCAAAAACAUGACAUUAUAAUUUGUAAUCGUCCCAGUCGUCCCACCAAAUACAAAUCGGUUGAUUCUGGAGGUUAGAUCACAAGUUUGGUCCAAACAUAGUGUUGUUGAACAGGUCGUGUCCUAACAUGACGUCCAUUAAACAUGACCUCGACCUGACUCUUUCUAUUUCAUUUGUCAAACUGGCCAAUAGCAGGUGAUUGAAUCUGGCUCCCGCCCUCCCCUCCUUCCAACUGGGCCGCAAACAGUUUGCUCAAAGGUUUGUUUUAUUUGACCCAAUUAAUUUUUUUUAAAUAAUGGUCAAGUAUUGCACAUAACUGAGUUAUAUUUCUUUCACAAACAGAAAGAUUUGAGUCGGCUGAAUAUGGGUCACAUUCCCAUCAGACCGCUGUGCUGGGACCUUGGUGGGUCAUCGCACAUAAUCUCAUCUCACACAAUGUAAUAUGAAGAAUAAAAGGCUCUUGUAUAUUGUCGCACUUAAAGGAGAUGCUUUGCUUAUUUUGUGAAUUGUGAUGUUCUCAAAUCAUUCCUGCACUUUUUGGGGUAUAAAUAUUCGUUGUUGAAUGCACUUACUGUAAGUCGCUUUGGAAGUGCCUGCUGAUAAAUGUGAUGUUGUGUAAUGUGAUGUGAUGGUCAGGACACGGCCAUCACCGCCCCUAUAAACUCACAGUGAACAGGUCGCUGAAGAGCUCCUGAUUCAUUGGUCUGCGGUCGCUGCAGCCCUUUCAGACGUCUGUCUUAGUCCACUUGGAGAACUUUGUUUCAGAGGAACGUUUCGGGCCUCUCCGUUCAGGAGGCCGCUGUCUUCAUAAUGCUGUUUAUUGAUUAUUAAUGCUAUCUGAGCAAAUCUAUCAUCAAUAAUGUAUAGAAACUGCUUCUGGCCUUCCAGGUAGGUGUUGCUAUAUAGCGUACAUGUUCUUAAAAACAUUUAAUAUGAAUUUAUAUAAUAUGAAAACAUAGACCGACAAACACACACACACAUAUUCAUGUUCAAACUGUUGAGUUUUUUAUUUCUUGUUGUGGAACCAUGUUGUGAGCUAGCUCUGUUAGCAUGGCUACAUGUAGAGUCAAUGUACCCGUUGCCUCGUCUGCUGUGAACUAAAGAUGAUUAAAAACCCAGAAACCAACGGUCA